UUGGAGGAAGUGGUUUUUUUUUUACUUUCCGGCAAGAGGUUGUUCGUUCCAGGUGCGUGGAGCAUAAGACAGGUAACAGUGUGCUGGAGCUGAUGGGGGACGAAAAGGACACCUGGAAAGUAAAGACGCUGGACGAAAUCCUUCAAGAAAAGAAACGCAGGAAAGAGCAGGAAGAGAAGUCAGACGGCAAGCGGCAGAAGAACGCGGAUGAACGUGAUUCCAAGCGGGACUCUUUGGAGGAAGGUGAGCUGCGGGAUCACAGAAUGGAAAUAACGAUCCGGAACUCCCCAUACAGGCGGGAAGACUCCACUGAAGACAGAGGGGAGGAAGAUGAAUCCCUGGCCAUCAAACCACCACAGCAAGUAGCCAGGAAGGAGAAAUCGCACCACAGGAAGGAGGAGAAGAGGAAGGACAAGAGACGGCAUCGCAGCCAUUCAGCCGACGGAGCCGGCAAACACAUGAGGGUGAAGGAGAAGGAGAAGGAGAGGGAGAACGAGCGGCGGAAGAGGCAGCAGAGGGAGGAGCAGGACAAGGCUCGGCGGGAGUGGGAGAGGCAGAAGCGCAGGGAGAUGGCCAGGGCUCACUCCCGGCGGGAGAGGUGCGCCUCUUACUUUGAGGACAGGCUGGAGCAGCUGGAGCGCCAGCGGGAGAGGGAGAGGAAGAUGAGGGAGCAGCAGCAGAAGGAACAGAGGGAGCAGAAGGAACGGGAGAGGAGGGCGGAGGAGCGGCGCAAGGAACGCGAGGUCCGGAGAGAAGUUGCGUCCCAUCACCGCGGGGUGAAGGAGGAGUACGGAGAGAAGCCGAAACAGAGCCACCGCAGCCGCAGCCCCGCCCGGCCCCAGCGGGACAGACUGGAGCAGGCCGAGACCCGCAGGAUCGCAGUGAGAGAGCAGCGGCAGGAGAACAGGGACCUGCUGUCUGACCUGCAGGACGUCAGUGACAGUGAGAGGAAGACCAGCACAGCAGAGUCCUCCUCAGGUUCUGGGACAGGGUCUGAGGAAGAAGAGGAAGAAGAGACGAGCAGUGAGACUGAAGUGGAGGAGGAAGAGUCGGGGACUAACACAGAGGGAUCUGAGCAGAGUGCAGAUGAGGUGAGCGAAGAAGAGCAGUCGGAGGAGGAGUAUGAGGAGGAGAGAGAGAAUGGAAACCAUGUCCCUGCAGUGCCGGAGUCGCGAUUCGACCACGACACGGAGGAGAGCGUGGAGGAGGAGGAAGAGGAGGAGGUGGAGGAGGCGGAGCCCAGCCCGCACUCCCAUUCCCACUCCUCCACCCCGGAGGAGAACUACAUCCCCGACUCCCCGCCCAUGUCCCCCGUGGAGCUGAAGAAGGAGCUGCCCAAGUACCUGCCUGCGCUCCAGGGGUGCCGCAGUGUAGAAGAAUUCCAGUGUUUAAACAGAAUUGAAGAGGGGACCUAUGGAGUGGUGUACAGAGCCAAGGAUAAAAAGACAGAUGAGAUCGUGGCUCUGAAGAGGCUGAAAAUGGAGAAGGAAAAGGAAGGGUUUCCCAUCACCUCUCUCCGAGAGAUCAACACGAUCCUCAAGGCUCAGCACCCCAAUAUUGUCACCGUCAGAGAGAUUGUGGUCGGAAGUAACAUGGAUAAGAUUUACAUCGUCAUGAAUUAUGUAGAGCAUGACCUGAAGAGCCUGAUGGAGACCAUGAAGCAGCCUUUCUUACCAGGUGAAGUGAAAACCUUGAUGAUUCAGCUCCUGCGAGGGGUCCGGCAUCUCCAUGACAACUGGAUCCUGCACCGUGACCUCAAGACCUCCAACCUGUUGCUAAGCCACAAAGGAAUCCUGAAGGUGGGGGAUUUCGGGCUGGCACGCGAGUACGGCUCGCCCCUCAAGCCCUACACCCCCGUGGUGGUGACCCUGUGGUACCGAGCGCCAGAGCUGCUGCUGGGAGCCAAGGAAUAUUCCACGACGAUUGACAUGUGGUCAGUGGGCUGUAUAUUCGGUGAGCUGCUGACCCAGAAGCCACUUUUCCCUGGAAAAUCUGAAAUUGACCAGAUCAACAAGGUUUUUAAGGAUCUGGGUACACCAAGUGAAAAGAUCUGGCCAGGGUACAACGAGCUACCAGCAGUAAAGAAAAUGUCAUUUACCGAAUAUCCCUACAACAAUCUACGCAAGAGGUUCGGGGCUCUGCUGUCCGACCAGGGCUUCGACCUCAUGAACAAGUUCCUCACCUACUGUCCGAGCAAGAGGAUCACGGCCGAGGAGGCGCUGAAGCACGAAUAUUUCCGGGAGACACCCCUGCCCAUCGAGCCCUCCAUGUUCCCCACGUGGCCCGCGAAGAGCGAGCAGCAGAGGGUGAAGAGGGGCACCAGCCCCCGGCCCCCAGAGGGGGGGCUGGGCUACAGCCAGCUGGGCGAUGACGACUUGAAAGACACGGGUUUCCACCUGACCACCACCAACCAGGGAGCCUCUGCUGCCGGGCCUGGCUUCAGCCUCAAGUUCUGACCCCCCAUUUGGCCCCAGGGCCAACCUGCAGGCCCCGGAGAAGUCAGGGACCCUGGGGUUCAUGUGGGCUCUCGCAGCAGCACGCGGCUGGGACUCUUGUUUGCGAGAGACAGCUGAGGACAGAGCUGGAGCUGUGCGGGCGAGAACCCUGUACUGUAUCGCCGUACUGUGGCAGCUGACAGACGACGCGGUCCGGGAGAGCGCUGCUGUUUCAGGAAACGCCCCUCUGUGGCGAACUGGAUUUCUGGGCAAGGAAAGGAGGAAAGUGCGGACCAGAGACAACUUGCAGAAGCAUUCGUGGUGAUAACGUAUAGGAGGGAACUCAUUUGUUUUACUUUUUUUUUUAACCGAGUUGUUGUCCCACGCAGUAGAUGACGCUGAUGGAAAAAAUAUAUUUUUUCACAAGUCAUUUUUUUUUUUCCCUCUCCAAUCUCCGAAGAUCAAGCUCGGAUGGCGUUUUAUCGAAGGAGAAAAAAAGCUUAGUGGACCGUAACCUGCUUGGGGCUGCUCCUUGAAGUUUUAUUCCAGCCUUCCAGAAGCGUUCUGCUACCGUGUUCAUUUCUUUCUGGCACUGGGCAAAAUGCUCAGUAAGGGAGGUUGUUGCUUUCAUAUGUCACUCUCCAGGCUCGUACUGUGACAUGUAAUAGACUGUCAAACUGGGUGACUGUCUCAGCUCCCAGAGACUGAUGUAUGGAACUUUUUUUUUAACUGAAACUAUUAAAAGAAUUUUAGAAACUC
Messenger RNA from Lepisosteus oculatus (spotted gar), 3194 nucleotides. RefSeq names its product cyclin dependent kinase 11B (gene cdk11b). The record is from RefSeq and is a predicted model, not a curated record. Gene Ontology annotation, molecular function: protein serine/threonine kinase activity; ATP binding. NCBI's taxonomy places the organism in Eukaryota, Metazoa, Chordata, Actinopteri, Semionotiformes, Lepisosteidae. Gene Ontology annotation, cellular component: nucleus. Gene Ontology annotation, biological process: protein phosphorylation; regulation of mitotic cell cycle.